Molecule: messenger RNA, 5023 nt
Organism: Drosophila suzukii
Lineage: Eukaryota; Metazoa; Arthropoda; Insecta; Diptera; Drosophilidae
Source: RefSeq, a predicted model, not a curated record
ACAAGGCGACGGUUUAGGUUUUUGGCGCUUACUGGGUGAAGAAAAAAAGAGAGAGAGACUGUCUCCGCAGAGACCCGAAAAGAGAGAGAGACAUAGAGAGCGCGAAGAGCGAGCGAAAAGUGAAAGACCGAGAAACCAGCGAAGAAUUCUUCGUGCGCGAUCGCCGACUUCAAAUAACUUCAGUUGCCCUGCAGAAUUCCCAGCGAUCGGUUCAUGCAGCGGAUUAUUGCGCGUCGCACAUCUUUAUAAAUAUUUUUAUAUAUUUUUUUUUUAAGUUCGGUGCUCUCGUGCAGUGUGUUAAAUUUUUUUUUUUUUCUGGGUCUACCGUGUAUUGAACCCCCAACUUCCUGGCAUGUCGUGGCAGCAAUUGAAACAAUUCGAAACUCGUGCCAAGUGCUAAAAUUCCAAGGAAGUUCACAAGUGUUCAAAAAAGCAAAUUGCUUAAACCAGCGAAAAACCCCCAAAAUAAAACUAAACAAAAAUUAAAGAAAAAUAAAUAAGAAAAUUAAGUCAAAAUAUACUUAAGUAAAACGGACGGACAGCAGGUGUGAGCGAGAGAGCAACAAUGCACCGCACGCAGCCGUCGCUGCCUCUGCCGCUGCCUCUGCUGGCGGUGGCGCUGGCGUCGGCGCUGGCUUUUGCGCAGGCGCAGAAUAUAGAUGCCGGCUGCAGCUUCCCGGGAUCGCCGGCGCACAGCAGCGUGGUCUUCUCGAAUGCGAAUCUCACCCAGGGCACGGUGGCCUCCUACAGCUGCGAGCGGGGCUUCGAGCUCCUGGGACCGGCGAGACGCGUCUGCGACAAGGGGCAGUGGGUGCCCGAGGGCAUCCCGUUCUGCGUUUUGAAUGUUGCCGCUGGCAAGGCGCCCAUGCAGAUUUCCACUGAUGGCGCCGGUGCUCCACAAAAGGCCAUCGAUGGCUCCACCUCUGCCUUCUUCACUCCAGAGACCUGCUCCCUGACGAAGGCGGAACGAUCGCCCUGGUGGUAUGUCAACCUCCUGGAACCCUACAUGGUGCAACUGGUGCGCCUGGACUUUGGCAAGUCCUGCUGCGGCAACAAGCCUGCCACUAUUGUGGUGCGAGUGGGCAACAACAGGCCGGACUUGGGCACCAAUCCUAUCUGCAAUCGCUUCACGGGUCUCCUGGAGGCGGGACAACCGCUCUUCCUGCCCUGCAACCCACCCAUGCCAGGAGCCUUUGUGAGCGUCCAUUUGGAGAACAGCACCCCGAAUCCGCUGUCCAUCUGCGAGGCGUUUGUCUACACGGAUCAGGCUCUGCCCAUCGAAAGGUGUCCAACUUUCCGGGAUCAACCGCCUGGUGCUUUGGCCUCCUACAACGGCAAGUGCUAUAUCUUCUACAACCGCCAGCCCCUGAACUUCCUGGACUCCCUCUCCUUCUGCCGAUCCCGUGGCGGUACACUGAUCAGUGAAAGUAAUCCUGCGCUGCAGGGUUUCAUCAGUUGGGAGCUGUGGCGACGUCACCGCAGUGACGUCAGUUCGCAGUACUGGAUGGGAGCGGUACGCGAUGGCAGCGAUAGGAGCAGCUGGAAGUGGGUCAAUGGUGACGAGCUGACCGUCUCCUUCUGGAGUCAUCCGGGUGGCGAUGAGGACUGCGCCCGAUUUGAUGGCUCCAAGGGCUGGCUGUGGAGCGACACCAACUGCAACACGCUGCUGAACUUCAUCUGCCAACAUCAGCCCAAGACCUGUGGACGACCCGAGCAGCCGCCCAACUCGACGAUGGUGGCCCUGAAUGGUUUCGAGGUGGGCGCCCAGAUCAAGUACAGCUGCGAUGCCAACCACCUGCUGGUGGGUCCUGCCACAAGGACCUGUUUGGAGACGGGCUUCUACAACGAGUUUCCGCCAGUGUGCAAGUAUAUCGAAUGUGGUCUGCCGGCCAGCAUUGCCCAUGGAUCCUAUGGUCUGCUGAACAACACUGUGGGCUACUUGAGCCUAGUGAAGUAUUCCUGCGAGGAGGGUUACGAGAUGAUAGGACGUGCCCUGCUCACCUGCGAUUUCGAUGAACGCUGGAAUGGACCACCGCCGCGCUGCGAGAUUGUGGAGUGCGACACCCUGCCUGGCAACUACUACAGCACCAUUAUCCAUGCUCCCAAUGGCACGUACUAUGGUUCCAAGGCGGAGAUCAGUUGUCCCCAGGGAUACCGCAUGGAGGGACCUCGAGUGCUCACCUGCUUGGCCAGUGGUCAAUGGAGCAGCGCCCUGCCGCGUUGCAUCAAGCUGGAGCCCUCCACUCAGCCCACUGCCGCGCCCACAGUUCCUGUGCCCUCAUCGGUGGCCACGCCCCCGCCCUUCAGGCCCAAGGUCGUCAGCUCCACCACCAGCCGCACCCCCUACCGCCCACCAGUGGUCUCCACAGCGAGCAGCGGCAUCAGCAGUUCCACCAGCACAGUGGGCACGUAUCCCAGUCUCAGUCCCACGCAGGUGGAGAUCAACGGCGAAUCUGAAUCCGAGGAGGAUGUCAAUGUGCCACCAGUGCCCGGAACCGUUCGCGAGGAGUUCCCGCCCCGCCGCACCGUCCGCCCAGUGCUCAUCCCGAAGAAGCCCAACAGCACGCCGGCGGCCCUGCCACCCACCACCCACCAGGUGCCACCCCAACCCCCAUCCACCUAUGCACCCAACCCGCCGCGCAGCCCGCGUCCAAGUGGCGCCCCCAACGGCGGAGCGGUGGAGACCACCACGCGGAACACGCAACAGAUCAUCGCCAACUCGCAUCCGCAGGACAACGAGAUCCCCGAUAGCGUCAACAUCCAGCAGAACCAGUCGCCGAAUGUCAACGUGCCCUUCGCCGUCGACAAUCCCGACCGCAAGGAGACCAAGGAGGCCAAACUCAAUCUGGGCGCCAUUGUGGCUCUGGGUGCUUUUGGUGGCUUCGUCUUCCUGGCCGCCGUCAUCACCACGAUCGUGAUUCUCGUGCGAAGCACCCCGAACAGCCAACGGCGGCACCUAGCCAAACACUUAACCGCUUACCAACAUCAUCAUGCUCAUCAUCACCACCACCAGCAGAUCCACCAGUUCCAGCAGUUCCACCAGCAGCACCACCAGAAGUACCAACAACAGCAACAGCAGCAGCAGCAGAAGAAGCACCACCAGCAGCAGCACCACCAACAGAAGUACCAACCGCAAACGAAGAAAUCCCAGGGAAUCGGAAUCGGAAUCGGGAAGGUUGCGGGUCUUGGGUUCGGGUUUGGGCUUACGGGAUCGGGUUCAAGAUCGGCAUCGAGAUCGGGAACGGGAACGGGAACGAGAAUACCGAGGCCCAGCAGACUGCCCAGCUAUGCCACGGCGACGGCCACCAGUGCCACCAGCUUCGCAUCCACAGCCCAACUAACUGGGGGUGGUGGUGGUGCCCACUAUGGCAGCAUAGGGUCGAGUGGUGCUGGGGACCUGGUUCCUGCCCCAUCCCUGUGGUACAGCGUUUUGGCCCUGCCCUUCGACGAUCAGAAACUGGGUCGCCGGGAGUUCAGCAGCUAUGGUCGUGGCUAUCGCGCCCGGGCCGGACUCUUUAGCAGUUCCCAUAUAAAUCGAACCACGCAACACUAUCGCCAUCGCGCCUCGCCCGACUGCAACACGGUGGCCAGCUUCGAUAGCUCCACCUCCGGAUCCCGCAAUGGACUCAACAGGUACUACCGCCAAGCCUGGGAGAACCUGCACGAGUCCGCCUCGAAAAACAGCUCUCACAACGCCCUGCGCCGCAAGGAGACCCUCGAUCCGCCUAGCAUGACCCGUUCCCGUGACAAUCUGCGUGAUAAUAUGCAGCGCUCCCGCGAAAAUCUUGAUAGAUGCGGCAGGGACAACUAUGGCAUGCGGGAUGACUCCGAAAUGGUGGUGUCCUCGGUGGUGUCCGACGUGUGCCUGAAGGGCGAGAAGAAGCGCCACCACCACCACCACCACAAGAGCAGCUCCCGCAACGGCGACUACCGCGACAGGGACCAAUCCUCCGGCAGACGCGAGCACCACCGGCAUAGUGGUGGUGGCGGAGGAGGCGGUGGUGGCGGCCACUAUUGACCAACCAUGGUCAUCACCAUCAAUGUGGAGCGGCAGUAGCCAAACGAAAGUCGAGGCCAGCAGUCGGCGUAGAAAUCGGAUUCGGAUUUGGAUCUGGUUUCAGAUUCAGAUUCGAGUAUCUGAUUGCUGCAAAGCGAGCGCAACAACGAAACGUUUUUUGUUUAAUUUUAGCAACAGUUUUUUUUCGCGCUUUAGUUAUGUAAGGUUGAUCAGCCGGUGGGGAGAUCGAGAAAAGGGUUCGGCAAAUCUGGAGGAGACUUUUCUGUUCAUAGUGAAAAACAAGAUGUUAAACAAGCAGCGCAAGAGAUCCUUUAACUUGCAAGUCAAUACUUAGCUAUAUACUCGUAUGCGAUGAUUAUUCGGGGCGAAAUACUGGGAGCUCUGGAGAUUUAUUAACCCCAUCUUAUCUAGAGGUUUGAGAGUAACAUAUCAUAUAAUAUCAUUGUAAAACAGAAUCUGAAUUCUAUAUUUUCAAAAUCUUACAAAAUCAUUUGGGUUUUUCAAAAUACCGGAGAUUAUUUUUCUAGAAUUGCAUGGUUUUUAAGGCUCCAGGGUUCCGGGGAAUCCCCCUUUAUAAGUAUAUGUGCACUCGUGCUAAGAUUUUGGUCCGAACUCGUAUAAUUUAUUCGCAAAGCUUUCGUAAGGUUCUUAGUUAAAUUUUCUCUAUGAAUUAGUUGUAUGUAAAGGCGUGAACAGGGCAGAAAGGCGAGGCGUAGUAAUUAGUUGCAAGGCACCAGCACCCACAUCCCCCUCAACUCCCCCUCACCAUACCCUCCGCCCCAUUUCCCCGCCCCCAAAGGCGUACUCACCCAUCCCAACUUUCACCCAGCAAGCAGAUCACACAGCUGCAGCCAAAUUAUGUGCAACUUGGUUUCGUUUGAGGUCUCAAGCCAAAUCGACUUGCUCAUAGUCGCAAAUUAGUUACGUAAACACUUACACUAGAUAGAACUAUCCAUCCAUUCCUCAAGAAGUAUCCAAAAAUCACACACACACACACCAGAUGUC